Messenger RNA from Spodoptera frugiperda (fall armyworm), 3357 nucleotides. RefSeq lists its product as uncharacterized. The record is from RefSeq and is a predicted model, not a curated record. Lineage: Eukaryota; Metazoa; Arthropoda; Insecta; Lepidoptera; Noctuidae. The coding region runs from base 1 to 3357 and encodes 1118 amino acids. The transcript has 3 exons.
AUGUUAUCGGAAUUAUAUGAUAAUACAGAAGACACAUACAUCACAUACACAUGUCUGAUUAAGUCUAUGCUUGCUAAAUAUGAUGUUCCUAAGGCUACUAUUCCUGAACCUGGAGGCAAUCACACGGUAAUAAACUGUAAGAAGCCAACAACUUGCAAACUUUGCCAUAAGCGUCAUCAUUCCUUGCUGCACCCAAAUCUGGACGGUACUAACAAAAGAGAUACUGCAUCAAAACCUACUGUCGUUGAAGCUAGUCCUUCGACUAGUUCUGCUCCAGUAGUCUCUUGCAUAUCUACCAACACGGUUCCUGUUCCUGGACAAGUUUUACUAGCUACUGCUCUAGUAAAAGCGGAGUCCAAGACGGGUAACUAUCAGGUAGUAAGAGCUCUGUUGGACCAAGGUUCACAGGCUUGUUUUGUGACCGAGGACACAGUGCAGUUCUUAAGGCUUAAGAAAAUUCCCAUACAUGGAAUGGUGUCAGGAUUAGGUCAGAAGUCAACUAUAGCGAAAUAUAUGGUGAAUAUAACUAUUCAAUCCAGGGUAGAUUCAGGUUUUAAAUUAAAUUUCAACGCUUACGUCAUUAGUAAAAUUACUUCAUACUUACCGGAUCAAGCCUUAAAUAAAAAUACUUUUAACUGGCUCGAUAUCACCAACUUACAGUUGGCCGACCCACAGUUCAAUCAACCUAGUAAAAUUGAUAUUUUACUAGGUGCAGAUGUUUAUGGUUGCAUAAUAAAAACAGGCAUAAUCAAAAGUCCAACUGCUACUUUAAUUGCUCAGAACACCACAUUAGGAUGGAUUCUAUCUGGUGUAGUACAUAGGUCAAACAUUAACAAUAGUUCAAGUUACACACAACCAUGCGUUAGUGUAGCUCACGCUCAGUUCAAUUUAGAUCAAAUUCUUAAACAGUUUUGGGAAAUUCAAGAUCAGACUAGUACAAAAAAGGUUCUUUCGCCAGAAGAACAACAAUGUGAAGACUUUUACAAGGCCACAACUAAAAGAAGAGCAGACGGUAGAUAUGAAGUCCGGUUACCAUUCCGAGUUAAGGAUCCGCAGUGCACAGCAGGUGAUUCUCGCGCUAUAGCUGAAAACAGAUUAAAAUCAUUAGAGAAAAGGUUGGCAAAGAACACUGAGCUAAAGGAAAAGUACACGGAUGUAAUUGAAGAAUACUUACGUUUAGGGCACCUGCGACCUGUGAAACAAGAUGACGGUAAAAAAGAAAUAGCUGUGUAUUUACCCCAUCACGCCGUCGUAAGAGAAGACAAAACCACUACUAAGGUUCGAGUUGUGUUCAAUGCAUCCCAAAAGAACAAUAGAGGAGUGUCUUUAAAUGAUACUUUGAUGGUUGGACCAACACUACAAGCGGAGUUGAGGCACACAAUUAUGAGAUGGAGAACUCACUCUAUUGGACUGGUAGCAGAUAUAAUUAAGAUGUAUCGUCAAAUUAGAGUGGCUGAUGAGGAUGCUAUGUUCCAAAGGAUACUCUGGCGGAGCAGUCCUAACGAGUCGAUCAAAGACUAUGAACUCGUAACAGUUACUUUUGGAACAGCGUCGGCACCUUACCUGGCAGUCAGAACUCUCCAUCAAAUUGCUUACGACGAAGGCGACGAAUAUCCUCUCGUGUCUGAAAAGGUACUAAGUUGCUACUAUAUGGAUGAUUUACUGACUGGAUGCGAUGACGUAACUACCGGCAUCCAAAUCUACAAGCAAAUGAAAGAACUUUUAGCCAAAGGAGGAUUCGAACUUCAAAAGUGGAGCACUAACAAUAAAGAGUUAUUAGAUCAGAUUAAUACAAUAGAAUAUAAAGUAGAGAGCAACGAAGAAAAUGAGAGUAAAGCUAAAGAUAGAGAUCAAAAGGAAUUAGAAAUGAAAUUAGAUAAUACUAUGAAGAUCUUGGGACUUACCUGGGAUCGUAAUGAUGACUCCUUCCGGUACACCGUCCAUCUUCCGCCGCUUCAGAAUACACCUGCAACAAAAAGAACUGUAAUCUCUGAUAUAGCUAGAUUAUUCGACCCAUUGGGUUGGUUAGCGCCCACAAUAGUUGUAGCUAAAAUCUUUAUACAAAAAUUAUGGCUCGCGGGUCUCGGUUGGGAUGAACCACUUACUAAAAAUUUAACUGAAGAAUGGCGUACUUAUCGGGAAGAGCUAACAUUACUUACAGAAGUUCAUAUACCUCGUUGGCUGGGGAAAACCAUAGAAACCGACGUAGAGCUCCAUGGAUUUUGUGACGCGUCGAAGGUAGCAUAUUCCGCUGUAGUAUACAUGCGACUAACUAAAGACGUAGGGGAGGUCAAGGUGUCAUUGUUGGCUGCAAAGACUCGCGUGGCACCAAUAAAACAAGUAAGCAUUCCUCGCCUAGAGCUGUGUGGGGCAGUUCUCCUGUCACAACUAUUGAUGGAAACUGCUGAGGUGUUGAAUAUACCCAAGGAUAAGGUUAAAGCGUGGACAGACUCUACUGUGGUGUUAGCCUGGAUCAACAGCCACCCCAGUAAAUGGAAAACCUUUGUCGCCAAUAGGACAUCCGAAAUCUUAACCACAAUGACGGCUUCGCAGUGGUUCCACGUGUCGACUAAAGAUAAUCCAGCGGAUGUUGCCUCGCGAGGGUUGUCACCAGGGUUGUUUACGCAAAAUACAAUGUGGUUUUCAGGACCACAGUUUCUGAAAGAAAAGGAAAUUAUUUAUAUCAGACCAAAAGAUUUAGAGAUCAAUUUAGAACAGUCGAUUAAGACUCAUGUAGGAGUUAUUAUAUCAGAUGAUUUUGACUUACUUGAGAGAUUUUCUUCUUUGUCAAAGUUAUUAAGAGUUGUUGCAUAUUGUCGUCGAUUCCUAAACAGAGAUACCAGAAGCAAACAUUACCUGCAAAAGAAAGAGAUACAUGAAGCAUUAGAAUGUUGUAUAAAGAUAGUACAAAAGAAAGAGUUUUCAACAGAGUACAAACAAUUAUAUGAUAAAUCAGACUUACCUUUGAAAAAUAGCACACUCAAAUCCUUAUGUCCUUACCUUGAUGACAAAGGCAUUAUGAAAGUUCAAGGACGAAUAGAUAAGGCUCCAUUGGAUGAACUAAUAAAGCACCCCAUAAUCUUGCCCAAGAAGUCACAUUUUACCCUACUCUUAAUUGCGGACGCUCAUAGUAAAACUCUACAUGGAGGUCCACAAUUAAUGAUUAAUUAUUUGCGAACCGCUUAUUGGAUCAUUGGUGUAAGAGAACUGGUGAAGCUAUACGUUCGCAAGUGCAUCAUUUGUGUAGCGGGUCUCGUGGCCCGUGGGAACGCAGCGUCUGUAUGCAAAUGCGGAGGUGCGGCGUUAUCUGUUCACGCCGCAGCCGCCGGCGGCGCGCUCUCAGCGCAGACGUCUUGA